AUGUACCGCUGGCGCCUGCAGCAAUGGUUCGCCACGCUGCUUGUUCAGGGGUCGCUGGGGUCCCACACAUAUUUGUGUGACCGGAAGAAACAAAUUGCCAAUGGCAGCCUGUCAAUGGAGGAUGGCCUCAAAGGGGCCCACCUGCAGAUAGCCACAGGCAUGUGGAAUCCAACUUUCCUGCGUCAGAACGGUGGCAAGUUUGAAGGCCUUGAAAUCGAUCUUCUGGAUGAACUGGCCCGGCGGGCAGGCUUCACCUAUGAGUUGACCUUUCCAAACACCACUGCUGUAGAGUCCUGGACAGUCUGGCUGCAAGAGACUAUGGCCGUUGCCGACAUGGUGACCUAUAGCUACUGGACUAUAACACCGGAAAGGAUGAGUCUUGGAGCCUACAGCCCAUAUGGUUUCCUUGAUGCAGGUUUAGUGAUGAUAACUAUUCCACCAGAAGUGAAGAACUUUGCACUGAACGAGGUGUUUUCCUUCCUUGCCCCCUUCAGCCCUGCAGUUUGGAUUAGUUUCAUCGGUUUGACCAUUCUGACAGGCCUCGCGUUCCAAUGUUUGGAAGCUUCCAAGAACACUGACGACUACCCAGAUGGGCCCUCACGUUUGUGGAAUGGCCCCAUCUCGAUCGUCAAGUCCGUCGGGCACGUCACUGGUGCAGCUGGGUUUAGACCGAAGACUUGGGCAGGGAAGAUUUUAGUGACGUCCUGGACGUGGUCAGUGCUGUUGAUCCUUUCAGCCUACGCGGCCAACUUGGCUUCAUUCCUGGUGAUCAAAGCAGAACAAUCGGCUGGCUUUGCAAGCGCCAAACAAGCGGUUUUGCUUGGGAAGACUUUCGUGCUGAACCCGAUUGGGGCAGACGGGGCUGCUCUGGUGUAUGGCCAGAUGAACGAGCCACCUGGCGCUCGUGCUCGUGUGGCCCUGACGGGCUUGACGGUGGCGGAAUACUUCCGUGACGAAGAGGGACAGGAUGUGCUGCUUUUCGUGGACAACAUUUUCCGCUUCACCCAAGCCGGUUCAGAGGUGUCGGCCUUGCUGGGCCGCAUUCCCAGUGCCGUGGGCUACCAGCCGACUCUGGCGACAGAUUUGGCGUCCCUGCAGGAGCGCAUUACCACCACCCAGAAGGGGUCCAUCACCUCGGUGCAGGCGGUCUACGUGCCCGCUGAUGACUUGACCGAUCCAGCACCUGCCACCACGUUCGCACACUUAGAUGCAACGACGGUCUUGUCCCGUCAGAUUGCCGAGCUGGGCAUCUACCCUGCUGUGGAUCCUCUGGAUUCAACGUCGCGAAUGCUUGACCCAUCAAUUGUGGGACAGCGUCAUUAUGACAUUGCCCGAAGCACGCAGAAGAUUCUGCAGGAUUACAAGUCUUUGCAGGACAUUAUCGCCAUUCUGGGUAUGGACGAGCUGUCUGAGGAGGACAAGCUGACAGUGGCGCGUGCCCGCAAGGUGCAGCGUUUCUUGUCGCAGCCUUUCUUCGUCGCGGAGAUUUUCACCGGCACUCCUGGUGCCUUUGUGGAUUUGGAAACCACCAUCAAUGACUUCGAGGAGGUCUUGUCCGGCAACUGCGACGAUAUCCCCGAG
Cladocopium goreaui is the source of this 1581-nucleotide messenger RNA. The record is from the annotation of a GenBank genome assembly. NCBI's taxonomy places the organism in Eukaryota, Dinophyceae, Suessiales, Symbiodiniaceae.